Komagataella phaffii GS115 is the source of this 711-nucleotide messenger RNA. Its product is annotated as 40S ribosomal protein S6. NCBI's taxonomy places the organism in Eukaryota, Fungi, Ascomycota, Pichiomycetes, Pichiales, Pichiaceae. The record is from RefSeq and is a predicted model, not a curated record. The coding region runs from base 1 to 711 and encodes 236 amino acids. The transcript is spliced from 2 exons. Gene Ontology annotation, cellular component: ribosome. Gene Ontology annotation, biological process: translation. Gene Ontology annotation, molecular function: structural constituent of ribosome.
AUGAAGCUCAAUAUUGCUUUUCCAGCUAACGGAACUCAGAAAUGUAUUGAAAUCGACGACGAGCACAAAUUGCAAGCCUUCUACGAGAAACGUAUGGGCCAAGAGGUUGAGGGUGACUCUGUAUCUGAUGAGUUCAAGGGUUACGUCUUCAGAAUCACUGGUGGUAACGACAAGCAGGGUUUUCCAAUGAAGCAGGGAGUUAUGCACCCAACCAGAGUCAGACUUUUGCUUUCUAAGGGCCACUCAUGUUACAGACCAAGAAGAGCCGGUGAACGUAAGAGAAAGUCUGUCAGAGGUUGCAUUGUUGCUGCUGACUUGUCUGUUUUGUCUUUGGUUGUUAUUAAGCAAGGUGAACAGGAGAUUGAGGGUCUGACCGAUGCUCAAGUUCCAAAGAAGUUGGGUCCUAAGAGAGCUAACAACAUUAGAAAGUUCUUCGGUUUGACCAAGGAAGAUGAUGUUAGACAAUUUGUCAUUAGACGUGAGAUUGUCAAGGGUGACAAGACUUACACCAAGGCUCCAAAGAUUCAAAGAUUGAUCACUCCAGAACGUAUUGCCAGAAAGCAACGUCUAAGAGAGUUGAAGUAUGAGAAUGCUAGAAAACAGAAGGAUGCUGCCGCUGAGUACGCCAAACUAUUGGCCGAGAAGAUUCAUCAACGUAACGCUGAGAAGGCUGAGAUCAAGAAGAGAAGAGCUUCCUCCCUCAAGGCUUGA